CUAUUGCGCCUAUAAUCAAUACACAGGCUCUAGUCAAAAUCUAACUUUUGGACACCCAGUAUUUCCAAAAAACCAAAUUCGUCGAGUUCCCGGUAGUAUAUCAGUCGACCCCCUUUUUUCAGCAACCAGAUGGCCGGCUUCGUUUUCGGCGGUAUCGCGGCCUGUCGCCGAACCACCCACUGCCUCGGUCUGCUGCGCUCCUCCUACCGACCCCUCUGCCUAUAUCCGUCCUUGGCGCCACUGCACCAACGACGCCGGCGGCACAGCAGCUCCUCGCGAUCCGGAGGUUCCGGCGAGAAGAAGAGCCCGUAUGAGGUGAAGGAUCAAACCAAAGAGCCAGGCCACAGUGCUGGUGGAUUGGAGACGACAGCAGCGCCUCCUGAUCGUCCCAAGGCUCCUGGAGAGCAAAGACCCGAGUCGCCCAACGAGGUCCGGCCAAAGGUACUGCCCAUCCAGGAUCAGCCACAUCGCUCACAGCCCUCGCCUGCGGAGGUCAAGCCCCCAAACCCACACACUAUUGUCUGCAGCUCAGACAACCAAGAUUUAUCGGGAUCUCCGGACAAUGUUUUUGGGAAAAAUGAGAGCUUUGAAGACAAGGUGGUUGAGUUAGGGUCUCCCGUUAAGAUAACAGAAACUAAAGACUUCGAAACAAAAUCUGAGUCUCAGAUUUUUCCAACAUCUACCGUAAUUGAUCUUAUAGAAAGCCCCAAGUAUCACUCGUUAUCAGCCGCUGAAUCAAAAGAUGAUCCCAAAUUUGAAAAUUUAUUGGCAAUUGAAUCUGAGCUCAAGUCCCCAACAGCAUCCAUAUCUGAAUUUAUUGAACAGCCUAAUCAACAAACCUUUUCUCCAAUUAAAGCAGAGCUCAGUUCCAUGGACUCGAACACAACUAAUCAAAAUUCUCAAGGUGUAACGAGGUCUCCAGAGUUGCUGUCUCAGCGAAGCUCCUUUGGAACUCCAUUUGAGAUAAAGUCUAAGGACUCGAACCCUUCUAAAUCAAAAGAUAGGACCCAGUCGAAAGAAUCUCAGCCUUCAACCGAGUCAAACGCGAGACCGGCUUCUAAGUCUUCUGGUUUAGGUAGGAGCCUUGAUCUUAAAGUUAUCCCCAGUCCAUUGAACAAACUUCAAACAGAGAAGGCAAAUACUCAGCCUGAAAGUCUAAAAAGAAGUUCUGAGUCUAAAAACAGUAUCACAAGAACUUGUAAAGGAGUUACGAGCUCCACUUUUAAUAUGCCUGGGGAAAACAAGAUUUCUGGGAUCAAAGUCGAUUUAGAAACACUUAAAGACAGAAGUGAAGAAUUUGGCCAGCUGUUAGAUAAAGUGCAAGAAAAGAGAUUCGAAAAAGUCGACGCUGUCAAGGAAGAGCAAGCUAAUAGGGAUGUCAUCCAGAAAUGGGUGGAGCAUUUUAAGUUGGCAGGCAAAAAGGCCGCAUCUGCCAACGAAACCAAAACAUCAGGGGCUAUUUCGGCACCCUCCGAAAGUAAUAAAGAAAAGAAGGUUUAUUUCAUAGAAACGCUGGUAAAGGAAAAUAACAUAUGGGUACCUAAGAACUCAAGGUCUUCCAAUACCAUUUCACAGCCCUCUAGCAAAAAUAUUACCACAAUAGAGCCAAGCACAAACUCCAAAUUAGCAUUGCCAUUAAAAAUCGUCCCCGAGAAUGAAGCUCCAACUGCGUUUAAGAAAACCGUCAAUCCAGUACCUUCAUUCGAAAUUAAGUCUAAUAAGAAUACUCAGUUUGAUGUCACCAGUAAAGCAACGAAGCCCACUGAAUUUAUUCAAGGAGUACUAAACGCAAAGAGUAAUAAAAUUAGUGUCAUUGAUCACGAAAAACCUAAAGGUCAGUCCACAGAGGAAAUAGUCGCAAUGUUUAAGGAAGACAAUGAUAGUGACCAGGCUAAAAUUGAGGAAGGCAAAGUCAGAGAAUUGUUCAACACACUAGAAAGAUUUAAUGAUGGGCCGGGUUCUUGCAGGACUCUGUCAAAACUCUUUUCACCCACUAAGAAUAAUCAAUCGGAUGUUUUGGCUAUGCUUUCAUCGAGGUCCGAUAAAAAAGGAGGAGGUACCAUAAAUGAAAAAGGACAGCUCGAUAGCACUGACUCUGGCAACAAAACCGAAGAUACCUUUACAAAACUUGGCGACUUAGACUCGACGAUCCGAGAAGAGGAAUAUGUUGAUGCUCAGAGAAAGAAAGACAAGCACAACGAAGAUUAUUUCGCAAAACUUAGUAACUUAGAUUCGACUAUUCGAGAGGAAAGCAGUGACAAUAAGCAGGGCGAGUCAAAAGAAAGCGAAAACAAGGAUGAGAAGAAUGUUGAACAAAGAAAAUUUGAUCUAGCACAGAAGGUUUCGUCUUUCAUGAAGUCUGCCCAAAAACCACAAAGAUUUGAAAAAAUGGAUUCAAAGACCAAAAGCAAUGUGGAAACGACAUCUGAGCUAACGCCCAGCGAUCUGUACGACCCAAUAGCCCCGGAGGUUUCCUCCCCAGCUCCUGUGGAAUCGGGCAAAGCCGAUCUUGAAGAUAUCGAGGAGCCCAGUCCUAGCCUAGAGGCUCCAGAGGUCAAGCCCAAGAAGGAGGAAGCCAAAGUCAAGGCACCCACGGCAGCGGAUGAAAACAAAGUCAAGGCACCCACGGCAAUGGAUGAAACCAAAACUAAGGUCGACGAAAAACCUCCACUGGAACAAAGUCAGUCGAAAAAAGAAAAGCCGCAGCUGGAUGAUGGGGAACUGGCGCUUAAGUUGCUGGACAAAGCUACAGGGGAGAUACCAGCGACGGCACAACCGACGCCAAAACCGCAAGCCGAGAAGAGCCUCUUUCAACACCUCUUCGACAAGAUCUUGGGCAGGGGCAAAAGCAACGAGGGCAAGCGCCACAUGUCCUCCUACACAGGUCGACGUCACCUGAGCACCAGUUCCAUGGUUACAUCUCCCAUGCAGACUUGUCACAACAAAACCAUAGUUCUAAGGAAAAACAUUGGAGCUAGGACAUUCGUCAGUCGGGAAUCGGCCAACAAAAUACUAAGCGAAGUUCAUGAAGGUAAACUGGAUCCACAGGAAGAAUCCCCUGUAGUCAUUCGCCUGCAACAACCCCUGCUGCAACCCCCGACACUUGAACUUUUUGCCAAGAAUGAUGACACUGAGAUUAAAGGAGGCUCGCCCGAAUGCUCUUCACCCAAAAAGUCGCCGCGAGAGCUUCUGCGGGAAAAGCAACAGACCAGGAAGAUCAAGAUCCUGGGCGGAUCCGAGGAGUGUGCCAAGAAGAUGAAACGACUCAAGGAGCUCACGAAGGAAAAGGACGACGACGACGACUGCGGCAGUCGUCACUUUUCCAGCAGCGUAUCGCGCUUUUGCCGCCAUCUCUGGUUUUCUAUUAUUCCAGAGGCGGCAAACAACUCGAACAAAGUCAAAUAAUCUGCCAAUCUUGCCGAUAUGAGCACGGAGAUGUCGAUACGAUAACUGGAUACCAGGUUUGACUGAAUCUUGAGACCACAUAAAAGGGGGUCGAUCUGAUGACUUUCUGGAAUUUAACAUAGUACUGGAUCUGGUCAGAUCAAUGCGGAGCUACUAAUAAUAUAGAAACAUCCUCCAAUAAUGGAUUUAGAACUUGGUUAACUAAUAUAAUUUAAUGGCAAUAAAAUUACUUAUUGAAC
This is a messenger RNA of Drosophila suzukii, 3644 nucleotides long. NCBI's taxonomy places the organism in Eukaryota, Metazoa, Arthropoda, Insecta, Diptera, Drosophilidae. The record is from RefSeq and is a predicted model, not a curated record.